UGGUAGGGUAGGAUGGGUCUUGAAGGCUUUCCCAGCUGGAGCAACGACGACUGCCGCCAGUUGGACCUCGACAAGGCGCAGCAGUUGAAAGUCAGCAGUCAAGCGGCACUGUACUGCGUUGUCAGGAAGGAACACGCCACUUGCACCGCACGCGCGACCAGCACACCCCGCAGCCACGCUUGCAAUGAAAGCUCAGGUCAGGCCACCCAGCUGGGGGUGUCGCGCGAGCCGACAACAGACACAGUUGGGACAAUUGGGCCACGCAGGCAGGCCCCGCCUAGUCAACGGGAUUUCGGCUCAGCCCUGCUGGCGCAAAAAACGCUACCUGUGGGAAGUUGCGUAAUGCGGCGCGUGUGAGCGAGACGAAAGGAAAAUUCCACCACACAUGACUCUCCUGCGUUUUAUGUUGGGAUAAGUGUUAGUCCGCCCAGCUGGCUGUCACUGUCUCGUUAGUCGUGAUUUUUUUGCCGUUCAUUCGUGAGUGGCGGCGAUAGGCACAACACAAGAGAAGCGAGGCAAGGCAAAGAUUUCUUUU
This is a messenger RNA of Closterium sp. NIES-67, 535 nucleotides long. Lineage: Eukaryota; Viridiplantae; Streptophyta; Zygnematophyceae; Desmidiales; Closteriaceae. The record is from the annotation of a GenBank genome assembly.